Condylura cristata (star-nosed mole) is the source of this 1965-nucleotide messenger RNA. RefSeq names its product protein disulfide isomerase family A, member 4 (gene PDIA4). Lineage: Eukaryota; Metazoa; Chordata; Mammalia; Eulipotyphla; Talpidae. The record is from RefSeq and is a predicted model, not a curated record. Gene Ontology annotation, cellular component: endoplasmic reticulum; cell surface. Gene Ontology annotation, biological process: protein folding; response to endoplasmic reticulum stress. The transcript has 11 exons. Gene Ontology annotation, molecular function: protein disulfide isomerase activity. The coding region runs from base 1 to 1965 and encodes 654 amino acids.
AUGGAAGUUCUAGAACAGAGGCUGUUUGCAGCUGGGAGCCUGGAUGAGAUGCCAAGAGUGGCGUCGCAGCAGGUGACACAGGGAGAAAAGACAAAGCAGAACAGCCUCUUCGGGCGCAUCACAGGCAGCAACCAUGCCCACAGGGAGGAUGCAGUGGAGGACGAGGACGACGAGGACGAGGAGGAUGACGAGGACGAGGACGAGGACUUGGAAGUUAAGGAAGAGAACGGCGUCUUCGUCCUAAAGGACGCGAACUUUGACGACUUUGUGGCUGACAAGGACACGGUGCUGCUGGAGUUCUACGCUCCCUGGUGUGGACAUUGCAAGCAGUUUGCGCCAGAAUACGAGAAGAUCGCCAGUACCUUGAAGGAGAACGACCCCCCCAUCCCUGUCGCCAAGAUCGACGCGACUGCCGAGUCGGGCCUGGCCAGCAGGUUUGACGUGAGCGGUUACCCCACCAUCAAGAUCCUUAAGAAGGGGCAGGCUGUCGACUACGACGGCUCCAGGACCCAGGAAGAAAUUGUUGCCAAGGUCAAAGAAGUCUCCCAGCCUGACUGGACCCCUCCCCCGGAAGUCACGCUUGUGCUGACCAAAGACAACUUCGAUGAAGUGGUCAGCAACGCGGACAUCAUUCUGGUGGAGUUCUACGCCCCGUGGUGUGGACACUGCAAGAAGCUCGCCCCCGAGUAUGAGAAGGCGGCCAAGGAGCUGAGCAAGCGCUCGCCCCCCAUCCCCCUGGCGAAGGUGGACGCCACCACAGAAACCGACCUGGCCAAGCAGUUCGACGUCUCUGGCUACCCCACCCUGAAGAUCUUCCGCAAGGGCAAGCCUUUCGAUUACAACGGCCCGCGGGAGAAGUACGGGAUUGUGGACUACAUGAUCGAGCAGUCCGGGCCGCCUUCCAAGGAGAUUCCCACCCUGAAGCAGGCGCAGGACCUCCUGAAGGACGGGGACGACGUCCUCAUCGUCGGGGUCUUCCAGGGGGAGAGCGACCCAGCCUACCAGCUGUACCAGGAAGCCGCUAACAACUUGAGAGAAGAUUACAGGUUCCAGCACACUUUCAGCACAGAAAUAGCCAAGUUCUUGAAAGUCUCCACUGGCAAGUUGGUCAUGAUGCAGCCUGAGAAGUUCCGGUCCAAAUAUGAGCCCAAGAGCCGGGUGAUGGACAUCCAGCAGGGCUCCACGGAGGGCUCGGCCAUCAAGGACUACGUGCUGAAGCACGCGCUGCCCCUGGUGGGUCACCGCCGGACGGCCAACGACGCCAAGCGGUACUCCAGGCGCCCCCUGGUGGUGGUGUACUACAGCGUGGACUUCAGCUUCGAUUACCGCGCGGCGACUCAGUUCUGGAGGAACAAAGUCCUGGAGGUGGCCAAGGACUUCCCUGAGUACACCUUUGCUGUGGCCGACGAGGACGACUUCGCCUCGGAGGUGAAGGACCUGGGGCUGAGCGAGAGCGGUGAGGACGUCAACGCCGCCAUCCUGGACGAGGGCGGCCGCAAGUUCGCCAUGGAGCCCGAAGAGUUCGACUCGGACGUCCUCCGCCAGUUUGUCACGGCCUUCAAGAAAGGGAAACUGAAGCCGGUCAUCAAAUCCCAGCCCGUGCCCAAGAACAACAAGGGGCCGGUCAAGGUCGUGGUGGGGAAGACCUUCGACGCCGUCGUCAUGGACCCCACGAAGGACGUGCUCAUCGAGUUCUACGCGCCCUGGUGCGGGCACUGCAAGCAGCUGGAGCCCGUCUACGCCGCCCUGGGCAAGAAGUACAAGGGCCACAAGAGCCUGGUCAUCGCCAAGAUGGACGCCACCGCCAACGACAUCACCCACGACCGCUACAAAAGCAGCCCCCUGGACCGUAGGAGCUUCAAGGAUGGCGACUGGGACAGGAAAUGGAUGGGCACAGUCCAGUGCGAUUCGGCCUGUGAUGAAGACGUGCAGGGCCAGGAGGCAAAGGGAGACUGUCCAGGCUGA